AUGGACAAUGACAAAUCAAAGAUGUCUAAGACAUUGUUAGAUAAAUCUGACGAAAUGGACAUAGAUGAAGAUCCAAGCUCUGAUGAUGAUGUUGACAAUGGUGCUCCUUUGUUAAAUGAUGACGAUGAUGACGAUGAUGAAGACGACGAUGAUGAUGAUAAUGAAGAUAUGGAUGACGAUCCAGAUUAUCAAGAAGAAGAUUGUUCACGAAUUUCUACAGAAGCGGCUUCUAUAUCAGUAGAUGAAACUUCUUCUAAUCAAACACCUAUUGACAUUGCUAUUAAGGAAGGCAAUUUCGAAGAAACAACAUCAUGUUCACCCAUCCGAAGUGCUGUUACACCUAUAACAUCAUAUGAUAGCCCUUUACAAAUGAAAAAAUUGAAUUUAAAAAUUAAAAGAUGGAGAAGGGAGGAUGCUGAAGGUAAAUCUCCAAAUGUUUCUCGAACUGAUGAAAAUACUCCUCCUACUUCAUCAUCGGUCGAUCCUACUAGUGAUGAUAGAAGUGUAUUAUAUCAAGAGACCUGGCCAGGAAAAGUAUGUGCAUUUUGUAAUUUAGGAGAACGAAGUCAACUUGGACAAGGAUCUCUUCUAAGGUUAGACUGGGAAAAGGAUUUUAAGUCAACAUUAGAUGAUUUUAUUAAACAAUUAGUUACUAAACAAUUAACUCCGAUGCCAUUACAAUCACCAACUACUGAAAUGGCACCAAUUAUACAGUAUAGAAGGCAAAAAUCUGCUGCCAAAUUUAAACAACAACAAUUUUCAACCUGUAGUUUUGAACCCGUGGAUGAGCUCAGCGUUAUUGGGCAUUUGGAUGUUCCUGAUUUGAACAUGUUAUAUGAACAAUUUGAAUCAAAUGGUUAUGUUUACGUACAUCAGUUUUGUGCUACCUGGACUCAAGGUGUAAAAUGUGAUACAUCUGAUUCAUUGGAAAAUGUGCCUGAACUUAUCUUAGAGAGCUUAAUGCGACGGUGCUCUUACUGUGGUCACUUAGGUGCCAGUGCUCCAUGUACAUACGCUAAUUGUUUGAAAUUUUUCCACUAUCCUUGUAUUUUUGCUUCUGCUUCAUUUCAAGAGAUGAGUGUACCAGCUUUAAUAUGCAAUUCUCAUCUUGAUCAUGUUCCUUUAAUGGAACUUUCUGCUAACGUUGCUUGUGGUAUAUGCUCGACUCUUGGAGAUGUUUCUAAUUUAAUGAUGUGUACAGCAUGUGGUAGCCACUACCACGGUGUUUGUCUUGGAUUAGCUCUACUCCCAGGAGUACGAGCUGGAUGGCAAUGUGGUAAUUGUCGAAUUUGCCAAGUUUGUCGGCAACCAGCCGAACAGACUAAGGUUAUGUUAUGUGAAGGUUGUGAUAAAGCCUAUCAUCCUGGAUGUUUAAGACCUCAAGUGACAACUAUACCUAAAAUUGGAUGGAAAUGCAAAUGCUGUCGUGUAUGCACUGAUUGUGGUUCUCGUACCCCAGGUGCUGGGCUAUCUUCUCGGUGGCAUGCCCAUUACACGGUUUGUGAUUCUUGUUAUCAGCAACGUAAUAAAGGUUCUUCAUGUCCACUUUGUCAUCGAGCUUAUCGAGCUGCCGCUCAUCGAGAAAUGGUUCAAUGCAUCUCAUGUCGAAAAUACAUUCACGGUGCUUGUGAUCCAGAGGCUGAGUAUAUAACUAGCCAUAGUAAAAGUUCAGCAUCUGAGUACAUGUGUCCUUUAUGUAAAAAUGCUGUACAACAACGUCGAGAUGGAUAUGAAGAAUUUGGAGACUCUAAUAGUUCAAUAGAUGUUUAUCAACCUGAGCAUGACUUAGAGUUUAAGAGCAAUAAAGAUUUUGACGAUGGUCGAGUGGGUGGCUAUGGUUUGGGUAAAGGAAAACCAUAUGCUGCAUGCAAAGUAGCUAAGAAACGUUUGCUUUCUGGAUAUGCUGGGCGUGCUAAAGGUUUAGGAAAACUUACUGCCGCAUUAAAACCCAUGUACCAGAAAAAAGGACAACGCCUUGUUGAGUUUCCUAGAAAGAGACCUCGAGGAAGAAUGCGAGGCAUUUUUGGUGUACCUGGUCUUGGAUUACAAAGGCCUUUGUCUGAUGUAAGCUCCAAAAAUUCUUCAAACGACAUUGACCCUAACAAUGAAAAUAGAAUUGUUUUAUGCUCUGCUAAAGAUAAAUUUGUACUCGGUCAAGAUAUUUGUGUUAUGUGUGGAUCUUUAGGUACAGAUCAAGAAGCAUGUCUUAUUUCUUGUUCUCAGUGUGGUCAGUGCUAUCACCCUUUUUGUGUUAAUGUUAAAGUAACCAAAGUUAUUCUUCAAAAAGGAUGGAGAUGCUUGGAUUGUACAGUUUGUGAAGGGUGUGGUCAACGUAAUGAUGAGUCCAGACUUAUACUUUGUGAUGACUGUGAUAUUUCUUAUCAUAUUUAUUGUACUGAUCCAAAACUUGAUUAUGUCCCCAGAGGAACUUGGAAAUGCAAGUGGUGUGCUCAAUGCUUGACUUGUGGUUCAAAUGAUCCAGGCUUUAAUUGUUCCUGGUUGAAUAAUUAUACUGAAUGUGGACCUUGUGCUUCUCGUAGUAUUUGUCCAUCAUGUCAAGAAUCAUAUUCUGAUAGUCAAUUGAUAAUUAAAUGUUCACAGUGUGAUAGAUGGCUUCAUGGAAAAUGUGAUAAAAUUGAAAACGAAGACGAUGCAGAAAAAUGUGCAGAAGACGGAUAUAGUUGCUUACUAUGUCGUCCUCGUGGGACAGUUCCAGCACAUUUAGCACAUGUCUCAAGUCCUAAAAUCAAACAGAAAAUGUCAUCACGUGAUAAUAGUCCAGAUGCAACUAAAGGGAUAGUAAAUGAAUACUGUAUGGAUGGCAUUUAUUUAUCUGAAUCAGGUGUUCAACAUAUGAAGGUUCUAACCAGUGGUAUAGAAAUAUCACAUCAACGUAAAAAGCGAAAAGAUUUGAAAAAAGCACAAAUGGAAAAAGAAGCUGCUAUUAUGGCAGCUAUAGAAUCUGUUGUGUGUAAUAGUAGAGAUACCAUUAAUGAUUCUUUAGACCAUGAUGAUGCUUAUAAAAUGGAUUUUGAUGACAUAAAGGAAGAACCUAGUGAACCAGAACCUAUUUAUAAAGAAGGGAUGGUAGUACAGCCACGUGAUGAUGGUCGACCUCCUGAACCACCAGAAGGUUUUAGUAUUUUGACAUUAGAAACAGGUGUAAUGGUUCUGCGUCGAAAACGAGUUAGAAAUCUUCAAAAAUUAGGUAUUGGGGGAUUUGUUGUUAGAGGACGUAUGCCCCGAACUAAAGACAAAGAUGAAGAAAAUACUCAGGAUGGUGAUGGUGAAGACAAUAAACCAAGGCGAAAACCAAAUCGAUGGAAAAAACCAAAGAGUAAAAUUGCUGAAAAUUACCCUAAUUAUAUACAAGAUGCAUUUUUUGGUCGUGAUUUGUUGGAUGCUUGCAACGUUGCGGCACAGAUUUUGGACAGUAGUGAGUCUGAAGAAGUGGAAGAAAAAGAUGAAGAUAUUAAAACAAUUGAACUUUCUCAGGCUGAAUUAAAAAUUAUGGAAGACAUUAAAGCUAAACAACAAACAAAAGAAGAAGUGAUAAAAACAUGCAUGAAUAUUAAGGAAGAGAUAAUUGAACUCAACGAACAACCAAAAGUGGUUGAAAAGAAAAAAGAAAUACCUUCUACAAAUGAGAACGAUACACUUAAAGAUAUUUUGCUGUCUGAUAAUUUAUUAGAUUCCAUUAUGAAUGAACAAAGUAGAAAUAUUAAGACAGAAAUGGAAGAUAACGGCUUAGUAGUGGAAGAACCCAACAUGAGCGAAACAAACACUUCAGCUCAAAAAGAUGAAUUUAGUGAAAUUCUAGGUUCUCACUUUAAUCUUGAUUCUAUGGUCAGAGAGACAGGCUUACCAAAUAUGGAUAGUAAAGAUGUAGAAGAGAUUUUCAAAGUAGUUUUAACUGAUGAUGCUUCACAAGAAGAAUCUCAAGAUCCAAAUAGCUCAAAUAUGUUAUUAAUAAGUAAUAAUAAUAUGGGUACUAUACCUCAAGCCCAAAAUGGAGUAGUUAUGGUUCAAAAUCAGAACCAUGCUCCAAUUAUGUCUCCAUCUCGUACAGGUGUUCCAACUAAUAUGUCUCGUGGAAAAGUACCAGCUCCAGCAUUACCACCUGUAGUAACCAAUAUGCCUUCUCCUAUCUAUCCAGCAAUGUCUCCAUAUCAUUCUGAAUACAGCAAUAGUCCAUCUCAGUUCAGUCCAGCAUUUUCUGAACCUCACAGUCCUUGGGUACAAAAUAGUGGUGGUGAAGAUAGCUUAGAAGGUGUAGGCUCUCAGUCAUCAGCUAUAAAUACCAGUCAAAGAAAUUCUCAAAAAAUGGAAGCAGAUGAAGCUCUGGGACCUAAAGCUUCAAUAUCAGCUGUACUUUACGCUAAUGUUACCCAUCCUGAAUGGAAAACCGAAUUUCCUUCUUGGCCUGAAAGAUCAAGACAAAUAUUAAAAAAGUGGAGAACAUUGUCUCCAGAACAAAAAAGCCCAUUCUUGUUAAAAGCAAGAGAAAAUAGAACUAAUCUGAGACAGAAAAAAGCACAACAGGCCGCGAAGGAAGACAGUACCAGUGGAGACAACCGGACCAGUUCAACAUCUAGUGCUACCCAGAGUCCGACGAUUAACAAUGGAGAGGUGUGUCCCACCAAAGAACCGAUGCAACCCGCAAUACUAAUUGCCGCUGGUGAUGGUCAUACUAACUCACAAUCUCCCCAGCCUUCUGAUCCUGAGCCUGAAUCUAACCCACCUCAGCAAACAUUUCCCACUACUAUUCCUACUCACCCAUCUACAAUACAAUAUAUACCAGUUUUACCCAACCCUCCAUCUCCUAAUCCUGUUAAUUUGCGAACCAUUCACAUAAUUCCCGCAGAGAAGAAUUCAUCUGAACCAAUUCAAUAUCAAUAUGUAGCAUCGAGUUCAUCUGAAAGGGGGACUUUGCAUUAUCCACCAAACAGUAUUCAUAUAAUACAAACAGUUCCAUCAUUAAUAAUGUCUAAUUCAAUAUUAGCCACAUUAGAUACUAAAAAUCAAACUGAUUCACGUAAUAACCUAUUACAUAUAAUCACAUCACAGCCGACUGGCACAAUACGUAACGUACAGUUGGUGAGAAAUGAAUCAUCAUCAGCUGGCACUGAGGGCGCUAAAACUAACAUAACCGCUAGCAGUACUAACACUUCAGUCAGCACUUCACCUCCGCUGUCUGACCAACAAAUACGUGUACUAACACCGUCUGAGAUAAUGCGCACACUCCCGUCCCUCGGUCAAGAGACUUAUGACCCUGUGGAUCAAGAUAAAAUGAUAUCUCAACAGAGAUCACGUGAAGCUGAAAAUGAACGCCAGUGGAAACAGUUACAAGCAAUGCGACAACAACAGGCACAAGCUGCUCAACAGCAGCAAGUAAUGCAAGACCAACGUACUCAAGGAGUAUAUCAAAGAGUACCAGUUCAUCAAAGAAAUCUUUCUAUUGAUACCAAUCAAUUUACAAAUUCUGAUCAACAAGUGUUGGUUCAUACACCAAAUUUAGCUACUCAGUUACAAGUUUCUACUAAUCAGGAUGGUUCUUUAACUCCCUUACAAAGUCCUAGUAGUGUAAGUUCUCAACAGCAAUCUAGAUCACCAUAUCCUUCACCUGUCUUGAAAGUGACCAGAGUUGUGAGUCCUGCUUCAGCAUCACCAUCACCUCAAUACACACGUUCACAGUCAACACCAGGACCAACAGACUUGUUUAGUCCACCAAUAUCUUCAACUUCUGUAGUUCAACAACCAAGAAAUGUUCAUUUUAAUCCUACAUCUCCACGAGGAAGAGAUGACGUAUUUUCUUCACCUCAAGCUAAUCAAGAAAUGACAAGACAUUUGAGGGAAUUACUUCAAAGACAGCAGUUUAAAAAAGAAACCCCGGCCGAUCAGCGUAUGUGGAAUACAGAAGAUACACCAAAUCAAGAAAUAACAUCUCAAAAUGUUGUACCAAAUCAAGAUUUUGAAACCCCAGCUUCUGGACCAACUUUUCGUCAGCCUUUACCUCCAAGUGCUGUUAAGACUCAACGUAUGCCUUUCCAACCAAUGGUUACUCCAAACGCUCAAAUGGUCAUUCGGCAACGAGUUCAAGAUCAAAAAUUCCAAUUAUCAGAUCCUCGGUUUCGGUUGUUAAUACAACAACGAUCUACUACUACUGGUGCAAUUAUUAAUAAUAACAUGAAUUCUCAACAAUUUGUAUCUGGUAUUAAAAAUCCAAUUACUCAACAAGCGUUGACACAGCAAAAUACUAGGCCUUACGAAAUAAUGCAACAACAACAACAACAACAUCAGCAGCAACAACAACAACAGCAACAACAACAGCUACAACAGCAGCAACAACAGCAGCAGCAGCAGCAGCAACAACAACAACAACAACAACAACAACAACAACAACAACAGCUGCAACAACAGCAACACCAACAACAUCAACAGCAACAGCAACAUCAACAGCUGCAGCAACAACCAUUUUCAGUAGAAAGAUCUGAAAGCUUAGACCAGAAAUAUCAAGCUCCAAUUAAUGAAGUUUCAUCAAUAAUAAAUGAUCCUAGUUCAAUGUCCCAAUCUAUAGUAGUUGGUCAAAAUGUAUCUGCUGGUAGACAUAGUGAUAUAUUACAGCACCAGUCUCAGCAAAAUUCUAUUAAUGGUACUGAUAAUGUAGACAGUAGAAGUGAAGAAAUUACAGAUAGUGUUAGAGAUGAAUUGGAAAAACUACAACAAGAAGGAGAUCCAAACAAUAUUGGUGAAGUUGAUGGAGUCAAUGCCCUUUUGGGUGAUUUAGAUGAUGAUGACGAACUCUUGGCUGAAAUGGGAGCUGACUUUAAUAUACUGGAAUAUGCUGAUCCAGAACUUGACAACCUAGAUUGCGGUAACAAAACUAAUAUCUUAUAUGAUCUUGUUGAUGAUGAGGAAUCUAACAAGAGUGCUCAUAACAAAACUGUACCAAAUGAUAAGUCAUCAGUAGAAAUUGAAACAAAACAACCAAAGGAAGAAGUGGAUGAACUACAAAGAUUGAGUAGUCUGAAUCAUAGAAAAGAGCAAAAUAGUGUAGCAGUUUUAGGGAUUGAAAAGUUUGAACAAGAUAUUAUUCAUUCUCCAAAACUUGAAACUUCACAAAAUGUUAACGCACAAAUUGUUCAAGAUAACCAAAUAGGUAAUGUGAUGCAGAACAGAGAAAAUAAUUUGAAUUUCAUGUCAAAUUUUUCUGGAGAAAAUCCAACACCUAAAAUGUCACCAAUUGGACAAGUCUCUAUUCAGCAACAGCAGCGACUAAUUCAAAUGCAACGUACAGUUGUGCCUAAUCGCAUGAUAGGUUCUCAGCAGAUUAUACAACAAGGGACGGUUCAACAAGCCCGACAGUUGGCUCCCCCUCCACCUUAUCCAGGACCUCCUCCGCCAUACCCUGGACAACAUCAGGAACAGCCCUUAUUAUUAGAAGAUCUUUUGGAACAAGAAAAACGGGAACAAGAGAAACGACAAAAUAUUGAUUCAUCAGGUGUUAAUAGUAAUGUUUCAUCUACGGGAUCUUCACUCCCUGGUCUAAUGAGUGAUGCUGAUUUUGAACUUCUGCGAGCUGAUGUUAUGAAUUCUUCUGCUAGUGGUACUGCUAUUGCAUCACCACCUAUAAUUCAACAAAGUGGUACAGGAGUUGUACAACAACAAGUCAGUGAUCAAAUACAUAUGCAAAGACCUACAUUUUUGCAAAGGCCUACGUCUCAGCCUGUACAAAACUGGUCACAACCCCAGCAAUUACCUAGUCAAUCUCCAGCAAGACAACAAUUUACUGAUCAAUCUAUAAAAGUUCCAAUUUUUAAUGCUCCGGUAUUAACACCACCAGCACAACCACCCGAAGUCAUAGCUACAGAACAAGAUCGUCAAAUACAACAUACAUAUGAAGUAUGGCUUAAUGAACAAAGUAACAAUAUAACUAAGCAAUUGAAAUAUUAUGAGAGCGAAGUUCAGAAGUUAAGAAAAAUGAGAAAGAGCAUGAAUAGUAAACAACGUGUGGCUAGAAAACAAGGUAAUGAGCUAUCAGAACACGACUCACUAGAAUUCCAACGUGUUACUUCAGAACAGCAAGCUGUGCAAAAACUAUUGGAUUCAAGUCGUAAGCAAAAUAAACAGCAUAUAGCUAUUAUACAGGAGUAUAAAAAUAAACAUCGUUCAACAACUGCAGAAAGUCCACAGUCUCCAAGUGUAAUGAUGUCUCCAAAUUCAACUGUUGGGUCUAUUCAACAUCAACAAAACUCAAUGUCUCCACACAAUAGUAUUUCCACUCCUUUAUCUCAAACUGAAGAAAACCCAUUUAGUCCAAACCAACAGUCUCCAUUACCAUCACCUAGAUCUAAUCUGCCUUCACCUCAGCUACGUAAUCCUGGCCAGUCGAGUCCAAGACAAGUGAUUGUAAAUCCAAACACACAAGACCAACUAACAAGGCAUGCAGGAAUGACUCCUAUAAGAUUUGUGCGUUCACCAGAUGGCUUAACACUAAGAGCACGUCCAACACUCGUGUCUCUUCAGAGUCAUAUGCCAUCUGUGAAUACUACAAACACAUAUCAGGGUGCAAAGGUGACAAAUGUCACGAUAAGCCAAGGAUCCCAAAUUCAACAACCUCAGCAGAUACAACGACUAACAUUCCAACAAUUAACUCCUCAACAGCAACAGUUGCUUUUACAGAGAAAACUCACCCAAAAAGCCAUACUUAUAUCUCAGCAACAACAAGAAUUAAACAAUUCCGCCAAUCAAGACCCAUUAGCAGUCCAACAACGACAAAUGCAAUUAGCUCAACAUAGACAAAUGUUAUUACAGCAAAUUGAUCAAAUUCAAAAACAAAUGAACGAUGGACAGAAUCAGCAACAAAGACAAAUACUCGUUCAGCAAGCAGUACCUGGAAAUCAAGAUAGUAAAUCAGAGUUGUCACCUCAACAAAGGCAGCAGAUAGUCAUUCAAAGACAAAACAUAAUAUUACAACAACAACAGCAGUUCCAACAGUUACAGCAACAAAAUGUUCCACAACAACAACAACAACAAAUUUUGCAACCACAGAAUAAUCAGAAUCAAAUGCAAUUACAAUCUCAAAACAAUCAAAAUACAAUACAAGCACAACAGCAGCAGCAGCAACAACAGCAACAACAACAACAACAACAACAGCAGCAGCAGCAACAACAACAACAACAACAGCAACAGCAGCAACAACAACAAAAUCCUGGACAGACCAAUAUGACUCAACAGCAAAAAUUAUUUCAACAUCAACAACUACAGUUACAGAUAGCCAAGCAGCAGCAUAUCCUGGCACAACAUAAUGCUCAAAUUCAACAAAAAUUAGUUCAACGUUCGCCCCAGCAACAAAAUGUAAUUCAGUCUCAACUAUCUCCUCAGCAGCAACAAACAGUACUGUUACAGCAGACUAUUAAACAAGAACCGGGAGAAAUUGUUAAUCCAAAUAUUAUUCGUCAACAACAGCAACAGCAACAGCAAAUUUUAUUGCAGCGCCAGCAACAAACAAGAUUUUUACAACAGCAACUUAUAUCUCAAGGUAAAGUCACUAGACAAAUGGUUCAGUCCCAACAACAGUCUCCAAUUCCUCCUCAAAGCCCAAAUCAACCACCUUUAUCUCCAAUGCCUCCACAAAGUCCCAUUUCCAACAAUCAACAAUACUGUCAACCAAAUAGUCCAAUGAUAUCAACUCAGUCUCCAAUGCUGUCACAGAGUCCUCAACAAUUUUCACAACCAGUACAAUCGCCUAACCCUGUACAGUUUACUCCUAAUUCACCGAUGCCUUCUCAAAGCCCUAGGCAAACUCAGUUUGUACAACCAACAUCACCAUUAAUGCCUCAAAGUCCUAUGGUCCAGGGAUACACUCAUCCACCAGCAACUUCACCGUUUGGACAACCUCCCAGCUCGCCGAGUCCCAGACCGUCGCAGAGUCCAAGAAAUAGCCUGGGCCCCCCUAGUUCUCCAAUGAGUCCUAUGCAACAAAACCCAUACAUCAGACCUACAACGAGUCCUAUGCCCGCUAGACGACCAAAUGUUGGUAGUAGUCCAUUGAUGCCUGAUCAACAAGAAAACAGGGAAGAAAAUAAUGUACCACCAGAAGGAUAUCAGUAUGCUAAAUUAGGACUUCGUGGAGGCGGACAUUAUUGCUUACCUCCCAAGGGGUUUAAGUACACUAAAUUAGGUCUUAAGGGUGGAGCACCUAUGUGGAGUACUGGGAGGCAGUUUGUUAGCAAAGAUGCUCAAGAUGAGGUAAAAAGAAGCGUAUUCAAAAGUAAUGAUAUGCCAUUAAGUGCAAUACCAGUAUCUAAAGUUUCAUCAUUAGUAUCGCUGGAGUAUGGAGAUUCGGAUGACGAGGGUUCAAGAACACCUCCAGUACCUUCCCCUCAACCACCUCCAAUCCAAAUAUCCAAACAAAAAGAAGCUCCAGAAGGAAUUAACACAGAUCCAAUGAUUAUUUCAACUUCUCCUAAAAAUGAAGAUAGUCAAAAUUUACCAGUUUACAAAGAUGUAAAUUUAUUGGAAAAUUGCAAAAAAGAUAGCAUUGAAGAAUUAGAUGAUAUACAAAUGAUAUCAACUAUACACAAUAUGAACAUAGAUCCCGGUCAGAUAUCAUUAAACUCUAGUAGAGUUGGCGAAGAAUUAUUGGAUAUGGAUAGAGAAAUUAAUUCACCUGGUCUGAUGUUGAAUGAAAAUGAUGAUAGUAUUCUUGGUGGUCUUCCAAAAGACGAAGCUUCUGAAAUGGAUAGACUCAUGUUUUUUGAUGAACUUGGCGAUAGCAUAAAAUGUGAUCAGGAGGAAAAGAGUGGAUCACCAGAGAAAUCUGUUUUCAAUCUGGACAAAUUACUAAAUGAUCCAGAACCACAUAUAGAACAAAAAGAAGAAUUUAAAGCUGAGGUUAUUCAACAACAAAACAAUUUAGCAGAAUUAAGCCAAGAAAACGAAGAAGAAAAUAUUGAUAAUGUUAUCCAAAGCUAUUCAUUUCAUUCUUAUGCAAAAGUUCCAAGACCAGCGCCAUCGCCCAAAAAAGAAAACCGUUUGGUGUCUAUUUUGAAAACCGAUCAAUCAGAUGAUCUAAAAAAAGUGACUAGUCUAUUUCGAUCUCAUCCGUCUACCCAAAGUAAAAAUAUUAUUAUUUUAAACCCUUCAUCAGAUACAUUAAAAGAUCAACAAGUUAAACAAAAUUUACUGUUAACAAAGGCAGACAACUUUAUACAUUCAGAUUUAGCUCAAAUCUUAAGUAAUAUUAUGUCUCCCAAACAGAAAGAUAGCUUCAUUAAAAUUGACACAUCAAAAUCAGAUGAGCACACAAAACACUCAACUAUAGUUUUACCAGCCCGUACAACAUCAGUUGUGCAGAAUUCUCAAAAAAUUCAUUGGGAUUCAAUACCCACAUUUACUACUGCUUCUUCAACUUCAUAUGCUAAAUCGAUUCAAAUAAUAUCAAGACCUGAAGACAAAGAACUAAAAAACAGCUCUCAAUUGUCAUGUAUGAUAAAUGUACCCAAGCAAGAAUCACGUACACCUAAAGUUGUUGAGGAAUCUCAGAAUGUAUUGCUUAAACAACUUCUUCAAAACACUGCAUGUGCUAAUCAAACUCCAACUACUACAACUGCUAUAAGUUUGCCAAUUAUACCUUCUCUCGAAGCUCAGCUUGCAAGGCCUGUUUCACCUACACCAUCUUUAUUAUUUCCUUCAUUACUUUCACCAAAAAAAGAUGAUAAAUUUGAAUCUCAACAUCAAUUACUGAAACCUUUAAAACUAGAUAUUGAACCUAUGGUACAAAGACCAGAGUCUCAACCUCCGGUGCUUCAAAAGCCUGAACCUCAAAUUCCAAUACAAAAAUCUGAACCACAAGCUCAAGUUCUAAAACUUGAGCCACAGUCUUCUCCUAAACCUGUAGUUGUUCUACAGCGUUCUGAUAUUCAAACACCAGCUACACAAAAUUCACCUACACCACCACCACCGCUUCUUCAACCAUCUUUACUGCAAGUACAACCAGAAUCACAACUUCAAUCACAGUUGCAACCACAAUCAACUCGACCAAUAGCUUCAACAGAUUCAAUAAUGGAGUCUAUUAAUUCAGCAAUUAAACAAGAGCGUUUAGAAGAAGAAAUUAAAAAUGAAGUACAUUUACCUGUAACUCCAUUGACUGGAUUUAGCCCUGAAAGAGAAGUAAAAAGAGAAAUCAUGUCAUCCGAUGAAUUAGUAUCACCUCAAAAUUCUACUAGAAUAGUAGAUCCAGCAGAUAUGAAUAAUUCAAUGAAUAUGUCAAUAGACAUGAAUGCAGAUACUCAAGACCAAAAAAAAUACAAACGUAGGCAGUAUUAUGCUAAACGUAGGCAAAGUCAAGGGAAAGAUGUGAGUUCUACUAUCAUCCCAAAAAAACGACAUCGAAAAGGUUCUAAACCUGAAGAAGAUUAUGAUUCUUUCAUUGAUGCACUUAUGUCACAAUUACGACAGCUUCAGCCAAUGAGUGUUAUUGAGCCAUCUUUAAACCAAAACUUAACAGCUUGUCCAUUGUUUGGCAUAGGAGAUGUAUUAUCUCAGCAAAACUUUAAAAGUGGUGACUUAAAAGGUAAAGUGGGUUCAUGUAAUCUGCCAGGUGAGAGUGAUUAUUACAAUACAAAACCUUUUGGUGAUUUGGAACCUGUCUCACCAUUACCUCAACCAUCCACUCAAAGAGGCUUUUACAAUGAAGAAUUUGACCCUUUAAAGUUUGAAUCUGAUAAUGAUGAAAAGAAGUUUGAUAUCGGACGUGACCGUGAUGACACCCCAGACACUGUAAUGAGUUCUUCUUCACCAGAAUUGGCAGUAUGUCAAACUCCAACCCAUUUCCCAGGGCUUAAAAAUUAUGAUGAUGAUAGCGAUUCAACAGAUACACUGUUAAAUUUUACUCGAUACAUGUCUCCAGUUCAUCAACUUGUUGCACCACUAGCUUUGAAACCUCGUCCCAACUAUAAAAUCAAUAUAGAAGAUGAUAAAGAAAAUCAAGGUGCGAGACAAGGAAUGUUGUCUCAAGUUGGUAAAACACCUCCACGAAGUUCACCUGCAUUACCAUUGCGGGAUUCCAAUACAAUGACAGUUACAUUAACUAUAACUUCAGAUGCGGCUGAAGAUAUUAUGGGAGUUCUUCAAGGCUUAGCUAAUUUACUCGAUUUACCUGAUAUUCCUAAUUAUAAAGUUACCGAAAGAACUGUUACACCAAUGUCACAUAAGUUAGGACUGUACAGAUCUAAAACCAAAGAUGGAAAAGAAGGAGCUCCAAUAGAUAUUCAAACUAUAUUAAAUGGCUUUGCCAAAUUUUGUCGUCAUUGUGAUUUAGUGAUAUUAAAUAAUUUAAUAAAAAAGAAAGCAACCGAAAUUCCCUUCUUAGCCGUCGAAGAGUGUGCUGAUGAAAUAUUUUUCUGUAGUACGAUGUGCUUUCAAACUUUUGCUUCUCUUUUGCGCCCACCAGCUGAAUCUAAAGACAAAGCAACAACCAAUGUUGAUCAUUUAUCUGAAGGUUCACCACCAAAGCGUUUGAAAGUAGAUCCUGAAACUAGUCCAGUAUCAAAUAAAACUGAUGUUACUGAAAAAAUGGAUAUUGAUGACAUUUCACAAAACAUAGAAGAAACAAAACCAGAAUCAACUGUUGAAGAAGCAAAAACUUUGAAUAAGAGUACUAUUUACAGACUUUGGAAUACAAAUAGUGUUCCAGCUCCACUAACUAAGCAUAAAAAAUCUACUGAUAAAGAUCUAAUGGAGAUGUUGUUUCGUAUGGGAAUUACUGUUACAUCACCAAAAUUACCAGAAGACAAACGUUUGUGUUUAUUUUGUCAUCAGUUUGGAGAUGGUGUUUCAGAUGGACCCUCUAGGUUAUUAAACUUUGAUGUUGAUAAAUGGGUACACUUAAACUGUGCAUUGUGGUCAGAAGAUGUUUAUGAAACUGUUAAUGGAGCUCUGAUGAAAGUUGACAUAGCUUUACGGCAAUCUCUCAGUGUGGAAUGUAUAGUAUGUCAGCGGCCCGGUGCUACACUUAAAUGUUACAAGCUUAGGUGUUCAACAAAUUAUCAUUUACCAUGUGCUGUCAAAGAUGACGCUGUGUUCUAUAAAAAUAAGACUUUGUACUGCAGUGGUCAUGCUCCAAAGAGCGACAAGGAAAACGAACUGACCACAUUGUCUGUACAUCGACGUGUUUACAUUAAUAGAGAUGAGAAUCGGCAAGUUGCUGCUGUAAUGCAUCAUUCAAGUUCUCAUCAGUUUCUGUUGCGUGUUGGUAGCCUUACACUUCUCAAUAUUGGGCAAUUAUUGCCUCAUCAAUUGGCCGCAUUUCAUACUCCAACUUCUAUUUAUCCAAUUGGUUUCAAAGUGGUCCGUUUGUUUUGGAGUAUGCGAGUACCUAACAAGCGUUGUAAAUAUAUAUGUUCUAUUCAUGAAGUAAAUGCAAGGCCUGAGUUUAGAAUUAUUGUACAAGAAGUGGACAAUGAAGAUCUAGAGCUUAAAGAUUCUAGUCCAAGAGCAGUUUGGUCAAAAGUUCUGUCGGCCAUUGCUAGUAUGAGAACUACAAAUAAUUUGUUAAAGCUACACCCACAACAUGUGAGCGGUGACAGUUUAUUUGGACUUACUGAACCAGCAAUUGUUCGUGUCUUAGAGAGUUUGCCUGGCAUUGAGACUCAAUCUGAUUACCGUUUCCGUUAUGGUCGUAAUCCUCUUCUAGAACUUCCUUUAGCUAUCAACCCAAGUGGAUGUGCUCGUUGUGAGGGCCGUAGACGACUAGUUCUUCCUGGGAAGUUACGAUCACACAUUCCUAGAUCAUUUACAUCAUCUCACGGUUCAUCAUUAUUGAGUCAACUAGACUUAUCAGCUCCCCCUACUUGUCCGUAUUCUAAACAUUUUGUUCAUUCAAAAUCCUCGCAAUAUAAAAAAAUGAAACAGGAAUGGAGAAACAAUGUGUACUUAGCCAGGUCUAAAAUCCAAGGUUUGGGACUGUACGCUGCUAGAGAUUUAGAAAAACAUACUAUGGUUAUUGAAUACAUUGGUGAAAUUAUCCGAUCACAGUUGUGUGAUUAUAGAGAGAAACUUUACGAAGCUAAGAAUCGCGGUAUAUACAUGUUCCGUCUGGAUGACGAUCGGGUGGUUGAUGCUACUAUAAGUGGAGGUCUAGCUCGUUAUAUUAAUCACUCAUGUAAUCCUAACUGUGUUACCGAAAAAGUAGAAGUAGACCGAGAGCUGCGAAUUAUAAUAUUUGCCAAGCGAAGGAUUGCUAGAGGCGAAGAGCUUGCGUAUGACUACCAGUUUGACAUUGAAGAUGAUCAACACAAGAUUCCGUGCAACUGCGGUGCUCCCAACUGCCGCAAAUGGAUGAACUGA
Messenger RNA from Macrosiphum euphorbiae (potato aphid), 15351 nucleotides. NCBI's taxonomy places the organism in Eukaryota, Metazoa, Arthropoda, Insecta, Hemiptera, Aphididae. The record is from the annotation of a GenBank genome assembly.